AUGAAACUCAUCUCAUCCUCUAAACUUCAAUCAGCUGUGACUCAGCUCCAGCGAACUCUCGGACAAGACAACCAGUCCGCAAAACAGUUUGAGAGAAUCUGGAAUGACUUUGGUCACCCUGCUGCUAUGAUGUCAGAAUGUGAAACAAUGUUGACAAGGAGGUUGCAGACGUUAAGGAACCUUGUGAGCGUGUAUGAGGAAGUGCCCUCUGGUGUUGUACUGAACAAGGUCAAGGCCAUGGUUCACAGUGGUUAUUUAGUUCGGAAGCAAAUACUGGAACUCUCAGGGUUGAUUAAAGAAACAGAAACAUCAACAGAUGGCAUUGAAGGCCUGUUUGAGAAGGUGACGACUUGUCUUGGGUUGUACAAUCUGCAUCUGACCUCGGACACUGACAUGUGCACAUCUGACCCUGUCGCAUCGGACCCCAACACCACUGCUGAGGAGACUCUGCCAGCUGGCUGUGUAGAGUUAUGGCCCUUGUUUGAACACUUGAGUGUGGUGGCUCAUCUCAGUUUGCUACCAGGUGUGCCAGCAGACUCGUCACACCUGUCUCACCUGCAGGAUUAUUGUCUGCAUUACACACCUGACACUUUGUUGCACCUGGAGCUGAUGAAGAAAACACAGGAACGAGAUGCAGGACAAGAUGUUACAUUCUCCAAGAGUGUUCUGGAUAUGCUGUGGAGGUGCACAGCUUCCAGGAACUGUUGCCAAUGGCUACAGUGGAAUAAAAGAAAAGAUGAUCAUGCGGAAACAGAAACAGAACUUUCACUGGGUCCCGGAAUGUUCCAGACUUCGUCCGUGUCCUAUUUUGCAUUCAGUCUGUUGUCUCGUGACUACAGACACCAGAGUGAGGCUGAGUCCCUCCCUGUAGAUGUCCCCCUAAAGCACUUCGACCAUCAGUUGAGAGUGUUAGAGUUGAUCCGGCACCAUGUGUGGAGUCAUGCUUCUGUCUUGAGCAGUCCAGAGAGGAGUAUCAAAAACCAAACAAGUAAAUACUUAUUUAGAAGCUUCAUUCAUCUUUUGGACUCCAUCAAGUCGCUACUGACCCCUGCUGACCGAGGGCAAUAUGCAGCAGUUUUAGAUGACCUUCACUCAUCAGAUAAGCAGACGCCACUGACGUCUGCUGCGAUCAGACAGGCACACAGCUGGCUCCAGUGUGUGUCUGACUCCAUCGACUCGGCAGCUGUUCCUGUCCUCCACAGAAGCUGUGAAAUCCUGCAUGACCUGAGCCAGGAAGACACGGAGGACAGUCUCAGCAACAUCGGGCGGGGUCUGGUGUAUUUGGGGCUGUCACACAUGAUCCUCUUGGCUCCCAGAGGACCUGUUGAUCCUGUAGAGAAGCAGGCAGUCAAGCUGCAACAUAUUCAAGAUGAGUUGAGUGAUGUUGAGGCAGAGCUGGAGGUGGUGGAGCUGCAGCUGCAGCUGUUGACAGGGCGGGGACUGGCUGAGUCCAUUUGUCCCCACCCCCGAGUGCGCUUCCUGCUGCAGAGACAGCAGACGCUUACCCAGAAGGUGACUGACCUGCAGAAGAGGAAGGUGUACAGGCCACAGCAGUCACAGUUCCCUCUGUUGGUACAAGACAUCUCCAGUUUCCUCCAGAGCGUGGGAUCGACCAGUCAUGUGACAGACCUUCUCAGCAAGCUUCUCUCAGCCAAUCAGAUGCUGCAGGAGCAACUCCAAGGUGACAUCACAACAACUAGCUGUGUCCGAGAGGAGAGAGUGUGGCAGACGACACUCCACAGGUUCCUGCAAAGACUGGAGCAGGAAUACCCUUGCUACCGGGAUCUGCUGGAGCCUUUCACACUGGCCACACUACAGGUAUCCCUGGGUAUGAGGAUGAUUGCACAACAGGUGGAUUUGUUGGCUCACAAAGCGAAGUUUGAAAGUGUGAGCACCGCUGAGCAGACAAUUACAUGUCUUAGCAGAUUCCCAGCAAUCAGCCCUCAAACUCCCAGCAUGCUUCAGCUGGCUGAUGUUCUGGUAGCAGACGUCACAUGGCGAGCAGUCGGCAGCUUCACCCAGCUGCAGGACACGGACACAGCUGUUGUACAGGAGAAAGAAAUGUGUGCCAAGUUUCUGAAAGAUGCUCUCUUGUUGGUGAAGACCCACUGCCUGAUGUCGGGUGAACUUGCACCUCAGCUGACCUUCACCUUGUCCCGAUUGUUUGAGCUGUUUGUGAGAGCAUGGCAGGAGCAGGAGGAGGCGAGGCGGAGGAAAGAGGAAGAGGAACAGGCGUUGUUCCGCUACAAGGCUCAGACACAUGGAGACGACCGCAGUGAGGAGCAGAAGGAGGAGGAAGACUUCCGUGCAAGUUUCCCUUCCUAUGAGAAGGUGAGAUGA
This is a messenger RNA of Haliotis rubra (blacklip abalone), 2340 nucleotides long. Its product is annotated as midasin-like. The record is from RefSeq and is a predicted model, not a curated record. Lineage: Eukaryota; Metazoa; Mollusca; Gastropoda; Lepetellida; Haliotidae. Gene Ontology annotation, biological process: rRNA processing; ribosomal large subunit assembly. Gene Ontology annotation, cellular component: preribosome, large subunit precursor. The transcript is spliced from 11 exons. Bases 1 to 2340 code for a protein of 779 amino acids.